AUGGCUGAGAAGGUAGAUUACUUAACAUUGUUCAAUGAAUAUGAAUCAGACAUCAAUCAGGUUAGAGAUCAGAGUUACGCAACUGAACAGAAGCUGGUUAUGUUGGAGAAUGUAGUUAAUGAGAUGCCUAAGGAAAAUAAGUUAAGAAAUUUAACUGAUUUGCUGGUUGUUGGUCCAAACGAUAGGAUUUUUAUCGAGCGAAACCGGGAAGAAGGCCACAAUAAUCUUUGGAAUGAUUAUUUUAGUGACACUCCCACAUAUCCAGAAUAUUUAUUCCCGCGACGGUUUCGCAUGCACAAGCCACUGUUCAUGCGAAUUGUGCAAUGUCUCUCUACCAAAAUCGAAUAUUUCCCCCAAACCCAGGAUGCAACCGGAUGGGCUGGUCUUUCACCUAUACAAAAAUGUACUGCAGCAAUUCGUCAAUUGGCAUAUGGUACUUCGUCUGACAGUGUUGACGAGUAUGUCCGAAUUGGUGCUUCGACAGCUCGAGAAUGUUUGCACGAAUUUACCGCCGGCAUCAUCCAAGUGUUUGGAGAUGAAUACUUAAGACGUCCUACACAGGAGGAUCUACAAAGACUACUCUUUCAGAAUGAACAGCGUGGAUUUCCCGGGAUGAUUGGUAGCAUUGACUGUAUGCAUUGGGGGUGGAAGAAUUGUCCCACGGCUUGGAAAGGCAUGUAUUCACGGUCAACCGGAAAACCUACAAUUGUGUUGGAAGCAGUAGCUUCGUAUGACCUCUGGAUAUGGCAUGCCUUUUUUGGAGCUCCAGGUACUAUGAACGAUCUUAAUAUUCUUGAUCGAUCUAAUGUUUUUGAUGACAUAAUAACCGGUCAAGCUCCGGAAGUCAACUUUGUUGUCAACGGAAGGGAGUACAACUUGGCGUACUAUCUCACUGAUGGUAUUUAUCCAAAUUGGGCAACUUUUAUUCAAUCAAUCCGACUUCCACAAGGUAGGAAAAAAUCUCUCUUUUCUAAAAAACAAGAAGCUGUUAGGAAAGAUGUUGAGCGUGCCUUUGGAGUCUUGCAAGCUAGAUUCGCCGUUAUUAAAAAUCCGUCUCGUUUAUGGGAUAAAAACAAAAUGGCAAAUGUAAUAAGAUCAUGCAUAAUACUCCAUAAUAUGAUUGUCGAAGACGAACGACAUACAUACAGUUACCGAAACAUUAUUUCUGAAUUUCAACACGGAGAACAUGUGGAUCAAACAUUUACCGUUGGUGCCGCCGGUGUGGGUUCAAAUAUCAGCAGUACGAUUACUCGUCAAACAAGACUUCGGGAUAAACAAGCUCAUGAUCAACUAAAACAUGAUUUGAUUGAGCAUAUUUGGACAAACUUUGGACAUCUUCCGGAUAAUGAAGUUUGAUUUUAA
Molecule: messenger RNA, 1362 nt
Organism: Camelina sativa (false flax)
Lineage: Eukaryota; Viridiplantae; Streptophyta; Magnoliopsida; Brassicales; Brassicaceae
Source: RefSeq, a predicted model, not a curated record